UCCGUAGUUCUGAGCCACUUCUCUGCAGACUUGUAGACCUUGUUGUGAGAUUGACUGGCUCAUAAUUCUUCUGAUCAUGGAAGCGGCCGAGGAGUGCGGACCUUACGCUCAGCUGGUCAGCCCUCUGGUUUACGGACAGAGGUUCGACACACACCUCCGCAAGGCAGCCCUGCCGGACAUCUUCCACUCGGUCAAUCACACGGCCAUGCAGAGGCUCUUCCAGAGAGCCGGAGACAAGAAGGCAGAGGAGAGGGCGAGCAUCAUCUGCACUAACCAGAGCAGCGAGGAGAUCAAUCGGGCUCUGCUGGCGCUCCGGGUGCGGAGGCGAGAGAAACUCACCCAGAUCUUUCGCCUGGGCUGGAAAUCGGUGAAACUCCUAUCAGGGAGCCACACCUGAGUGACUUUUUUUCCACCACCCACCGGCCUGUGGGACACUUUGCAAACAGCUGCAGACGCUCGCAUCUCAUUCUGUGACUUUUCACGAGUGUGAAAAAAAAAAAUUUCACAGUGAAAUGGCAAGAACAGAAAUAAACUCGCCACUUGCAUUUCAUAGAUGCGUGAAUUCAUGCCGACAGAGACUCUGCAAGAUGCCCAAAUUAAGGGACUAUGAAUAUGUCGACCAUCGGGUGCAAACGAGGACUGUUAAAAACCAGCAGCUUCAGAACAAGUGCAGGGAGGGAACUGCAGGUGCUGGUUUACACCGAAGACAAAGUGCUGGAGGAACGCUGCGCGACAGGCAGCAUCUCUGCAGAGAGAAGGAACGGGCGACGUUUCGGGUCGAGGCCCUUCUUUAGAUCUUCAGAACAAGAUCAGCUGAAGAACUUUUCAAAAGAACUUUUCAAAAGAACUUUUCAAAAUACAGUAACUCAGGGAGAAACUGGUGAACAGUCGCUGAGGACGGCUGCUUCGUGAAUUAUGCUGUGAUUCCAUAAUUUAAUAAAUAAUGAAAACUA
Molecule: messenger RNA, 953 nt
Organism: Amblyraja radiata (thorny skate)
Lineage: Eukaryota; Metazoa; Chordata; Chondrichthyes; Rajiformes; Rajidae
Product: transcriptional and immune response regulator
Exons: 1
Coding region: 77-397 (106 amino acids)
Biological process (GO): endothelial cell activation involved in immune response; negative regulation of Notch signaling pathway
Cellular component (GO): nucleus; cytosol
Molecular function (GO): Notch binding
Source: RefSeq, a predicted model, not a curated record